Messenger RNA from Octopus sinensis (East Asian common octopus), 1269 nucleotides. RefSeq names its product DNA-directed RNA polymerase III subunit RPC2-like. The record is from RefSeq and is a predicted model, not a curated record. Gene Ontology annotation, molecular function: ribonucleoside binding; DNA-directed RNA polymerase activity; DNA binding. NCBI's taxonomy places the organism in Eukaryota, Metazoa, Mollusca, Cephalopoda, Octopoda, Octopodidae. Gene Ontology annotation, biological process: DNA-templated transcription. Gene Ontology annotation, cellular component: RNA polymerase III complex. The transcript has 3 exons. The coding region runs from base 655 to 1269 and encodes 204 amino acids.
CAGAAUGCUCUGGUGGCCAUAAUGAGCUUUUCGGGGUACGACUUGGAGGAUGCGUUGGUCUUCAAUAAAGCAUCCAUCGACCGGGGAUUGGGGAGGUCCACGGUUUACAGGAAGGAAGUGGCAUAUUUUGAUUUCUCCACAGUGGAAGAGGGUCAGCCACCUCCAGUCAUCUCCGAGACCGACAAUCGGGUGAAGGAUCGGUUCAAGGCCAUAGGAAAUGACGGAAUUGCGGAGAUUGGUGUUAAAUUAGUGUAAGUGUAGGGGCGUUGGUGAAAACGGGUGACAGUCUGUUUGUGAAGAGGAUGAGAAUGCAGGACGAGUCAGUGAGGAAUGUGAUCACCCUCAGGUUUGUCCAAAUAAUGAAGGGCAGUUACCGGGGAGUGGACGAUUGUCAUGUAGACCGAGUCAUGUUGACGUGUAAUGAGCGAGAUAAGACGAUAUUGAAAGUAAAGUACAGAAUAAACCGAAUCCCGGAAAUAGGGGACAAGUUCAGUAGUCGGCAUGGACAGAAGGGGUGUCCUGUGCUGUCAUUUGUAGUGUUAUUGGCAACAUUGUCUCCCCAGAAGAUCUGCCCUUCACGGAAUCGGUAGUUGGUGGUGUGAGAUGGUAGGGAGUGAUUCCCGACAUUGUAAGGAGGGGUGGUUAUGGUAGAUUAUGAACCCUCACGGAUUCCCCUCGAGGAUGACGGUGGGGAAGAUGUUGGAAAUCAUCACCGGGAAGGCCGCGGCGGUGGGAGGUCAAUUUGUGGACUCGACGGGUUACAAACGCGAGUUGACUCAGAAGAUAUUGGAAGAGCACGGAUUCAACUACAUCGGGGAGGACAUAAUGUACACGGGGAUGGAAGGGUAUUCGUGUUGGGGGAUGGUGUACUAUCAGAAGUUGAAGCACAUGGUGGGGGACAAGAUCCACGCCCGGUCGACUGGGCCGGUGGUGAAUCUGACGAGACAGCCGACGGAGGGGAGGAAUAGGCAGGGAGGACUGCGGAUAGGGGAGAUGGAGAGGGACUGUCUCAUUGCAUAUGGGGCCAGUCAGCUUAUCCAUGAGCGGUUGGUUACGUCCAGUGAUAACUUUGUUGUGGAUAUUUGUGGCAAGUGUGGGGUGAUGGGCAUGCCCAAUUGGUAUUCCUUCUUUGUCACUGCGAGGUGUCAGAAUUGUCGGGAUGGGUCAGAAAUGGCUCGAGUACAGAUGCCUUAUGCCUUCAAAUUGCUAUGUCAGGAGAUGACGGCUAUGAAUAUUGUCCCUAAAUUCAUUCUAAAGGACGUGGUCUGA